GAGGAGCCGACCUCGGUAUGCGCGUGGGAAAGGUGUUGAUCAAAAGUGGAGGGCGAUGUCUUUGAGCGUCUGCCCUUGUUUCGUUGUGCGUUCACUGCGUUCACUGCUUGUUGCGAAGGCUUGGCGCCGUCCACGGGCGGCGACCGAGCGGGGCGUUUUUGUUUUGGGAGCUGCGUGUUGUGUUUGCUGCAAAGAUACCCCCCGGUUUUGUAGCCGUGCAGCGCUUUGGCGCGCCGGCAAUUUUGUUGUUACAUCUUUGGAGGGAAACGCGAGGAAGAGCGAGCGGGCAAGCGGGCGUGUACACUGAUACUACCUAGCUAGCUACCGUAAUGUUUGUAAUGUCUUGAAGCCGUCACUCCACGAUGGAUGACGUUGCAAAAA
Aplosporella prunicola CBS 121167 is the source of this 381-nucleotide messenger RNA. RefSeq lists its product as uncharacterized. The transcript has a single exon. Lineage: Eukaryota; Fungi; Ascomycota; Dothideomycetes; Botryosphaeriales; Aplosporellaceae. The record is from RefSeq and is a predicted model, not a curated record. Bases 56 to 307 code for a protein of 83 amino acids.